ACAUAUAUAUAUAUAUAUAUAUAAAUAAAUAUAUAUGAUGCUUCCCGCCACAGCUUUUUCAUCACCAUCAUCAUCUUCUGCAAAUUCAGUUGCUGUUAGAGUUGAUAAGGCCACUAGUGAAUUCUUAAAUGGCCCUGAUUGGACUCUUAAUAUUGAUAUUUGUGAUACCAUCAAUACUAAUCCUUGGCUUGCAAAAGAUGUUGUUAAGGCACUGAAGAAAAGGUUACAACACAAGAACCCAAAUGUUCAGCUACUUUCGUUGACGCUUUUAGAAACGAUGGUCAAGAAUUGCGGUGAAAAUGUUCAUUUUCAAAUAGCCGAGCGAAAUAUACUCCCCGAGAUGAUUAAGAUUGUUAAGAAAAAGACGGACAUGCGUGUGAGGGAGAAAAUUUUAGUUCUUCUUGACUCUUGGCAAGAAGCAUUUGGUGGCAGAGGAGGGAAAUAUCCGCAGUAUUAUUUUGCUUAUGAUGAACUGCGUCAAUUUGGAGUACAAUUUCCUCACCGGUCACCUGAUGCAGCUCCUAUAAUUACACCUCCCGUUACACAUCCAUCUGUAAGAUCCCCUCAAGCAAAUUAUGGAAUGCCAAGCAAUUCUUCAACAAGGCUUGAUGAAGCCAUGGCUUCUGAGAUUGAGAAUUUAAGUGUCUCAAUGAUAGAGUCUAUGAGGAAUGUUUCUGAUCUCUUAUCUGAGAUGUUACAAGAAGUUGAUCCAAAUGACCGUGCAGCUGUGAAAGAUGAAGUCAUUGUUGAUGUUGUAGAUCGAUGUCGAUCAAAUCAGAAGAAGUUGAUGCAAAUGUUAGCUUCCACAAGUGAUGAGGAGCUUCUUGGUCAGGGUAUUGAACUAAAUGACAACCUGCAAAAUGUUCUGGCAAAACAUGAUGCUAUUGCAUCUGGUUCUCCAAUUCCUCUUCAAAUAACUAGUUCUAUUACACCACCGUCUAGUGCCCACAAGUCCCCAAACAGACAUGUUGAAGAAAAAGAAGAGAACUCGAAUACAAGCGUCCCAGCCUCUUCCCCAGUUCCCGCACCAUUAAAUAUCAAACCUGAAGAAGAAGAGGAAGAUGAAGAUGAUUUUGCUCUUCUGGCUAGAAGGCACUCUAAAGCACAAACACCCAUGUCUCAAAAUGGCUCGGUGGUAAACGAAUCAGGAACUACCCCUGAUCCUUCAAUGAGUAUGGCUUUAACUAUAACCGACCCGCCUCCACCGGUGAACACAACCAAUGCCGAUGACAUGAUAGACUUUUUGAGCCUCACUUUAUCAUCUGUAAAUACUUCUUCUCCACCCUCUCAACCACCACCCGCCACUUCCCCAGAAAACAUCGACCAAUCAUCACCAGUUUCCGCUGCCACAGUGAAUUAUCCCCACCAAACUCAACCAUCCUUAACUAGUUAUGUCGUGCCAUGGGCUCAGUCGGAACCGCAGCCACAACCUCAACCACAGGUACAGUCGCCGGUUCAACCACAACAGACACAGGUUCAGUCUCAAUAUCAACAACAAAACUACUCGGCUAGUUAUAUUCCACCCCCAUGGGCUGCAACCCCUGGCUAUUACACCAACAACCCGUAUGCUACUUCAUCAGUGCCUUAUACCAACAAUCCAUAUGCUGCUCCUUAUAAUAAUGUCCCUUCACAGCAAGUAAAUUCGUAUUCAGAUAAUUUGAGGGCAGCAGGUAUGAGUGGGGAUGGUCGAGUACCGUCAGUUGCUGGUGAUGCGGGACAAAGACCGUUUGUUCCUUCGUACAGAUUAUUUGAAGAUCUUAACGUACUUGGAAACCCAAAGGCAAGUAGCACAUCAUCCAACUUUCCCGGGAACUCUUCAGGUCAAAGCAUCGGUGGGAAGAAAUGAAAUUAGCAGAAGGUUUAACAGAGUUUGGUAUAAUCAGGAUUUGUGUUCCUGUCAAUACAAUGGUUGGUUUGUGUAUUGGUGUGCAUUCGUUUAGAUCAAUUUCUUGGACUUAGAAGAACAUAAAAGAACCCGUUUUUGUGUCACUUCUAUUGUGAUUUGAGUAUAUGGUUUUGUAUCUAUGAACGGGUUGAUAGAUUUAAA
This is a messenger RNA of Erigeron canadensis, 2047 nucleotides long. Its product is annotated as TOM1-like protein 6. The transcript has 9 exons. Gene Ontology annotation, molecular function: phosphatidylinositol binding; ubiquitin binding. Gene Ontology annotation, biological process: protein transport to vacuole involved in ubiquitin-dependent protein catabolic process via the multivesicular body sorting pathway. The coding region runs from base 35 to 1846 and encodes 603 amino acids. Lineage: Eukaryota; Viridiplantae; Streptophyta; Magnoliopsida; Asterales; Asteraceae. The record is from RefSeq and is a predicted model, not a curated record.